GCGCUUCGUCAUUACGGUUGCGACUCUUCCAAGUAUAAUUGAAUGUGCUGCUCAUAUCCAAAGGUUCAGAAUAUACUGCCGUCAGUCAUUAAUUGAGCUAUCAACUGAGCCAUCAUGACGCGCAUCAUCCGAGUGGCCAUCCUGGAGACCGACACGCCCAUCGACCCCGUCCUUGAUCGUUAUGGGACCUACGGCGUGAUAUUCAACCGUUGGUUGAAAACAGGACUUCAAGACCUUGGAGCUACUGAUACUGAGAUGCAAACAACGAAUUGGGAUGUGGUGAAUAAAUCCGAAUAUCCUAAGCCAGAGGAUUUCGACGCACUCUUGUUGACAGGCAGCAAGCACGAUGCGCAUGCAGAUGUACCAUGGAUCAAUGAGUUGGUGAAAUAUGUCCACGACAUCCACGAGCAACACAAGAAGCCCAUUAUUGGCAUAUGUUUCGGACACCAGAUUGUUGCGCGUGCCCUCGGAGCACGCGUGGCCCGGAACGAGGAGGGAUGGGAGAUCUCAGCCGAAUCAUUUCCACUGAGUGAUACUGGGAAGCAGUUGUUCUCGAAAGAAUCAUUGGCGAUACAUCAGAUGCACCGGGAUAAUGUGUUCGAGGUGCCCCCAGGAUGCGUCAACCUUGGAUCUAGCCCUCGAUGCGAGGUGCAAGGAUUCUAUCUACCACAGCGUGUAUUGGCUUUACAAGGACAUCCGGAGUUCGAUGAGUUUGUGAUGACGGAGUUGAUCAAGCUUCGACAUGCGAUGGGACGUUUCGAUGCCGAGCUCGCUAAAGAUGGAUUAUCAAGAGCUGGGAAACACCAUGAUGGUGAGCUCAUUGCGAAGGUCGCUUGUAAAUUUAUUCUUGAGUAACAUAUAAAUGAUUUAAGGGGUUAGUAUCGGAAUGACAGGUUUAGAAAGAUACACCGUGAGCAUAAGAUGUCACUAAGAACCGUGAACUAGAUGUCGGUGCACCUUUGUAACGUUAUGAGAAUAACGAUCAAUAAUUUCCAUCGAGAGAACCAGAACUCUGGGGAAUCGAAGUGAACUGUGCCGACUACGAAACG
Aspergillus pseudotamarii is the source of this 1049-nucleotide messenger RNA. RefSeq names its product type 1 glutamine amidotransferase. Lineage: Eukaryota; Fungi; Ascomycota; Eurotiomycetes; Eurotiales; Aspergillaceae. The transcript is spliced from 3 exons. Gene Ontology annotation, cellular component: nucleus; cytosol. Bases 115 to 855 code for a protein of 246 amino acids. The record is from RefSeq and is a predicted model, not a curated record.